CACAGAGCUCUUAGUUUUCAGCUGCUAUCAAUUUCGAAAGAAAACCUAGAGACCUGUUUAAUUUUGCUUUAUUUUGUUGUGAAAUCGUGCAGAGAACUGUGAAAACGUUUCGUUUUGAGGCUUCUGUUGAAUGUCAGGUUCUAGCUUUUGUUGAUAUUGUCAGUAGGAACUAUUGCUUUUGCUGCAUGAAUUUCACAUUUUGAUUUGAUAAUUUUCGCAAUGCAAUUAGUGUCAAGUGAUAGUCAUAACGAAGAUGUUUCAGAAAGUGAACCUAUCUUGUCUCAGUCUGAGAGUUUGCAAAGAUCGGAAGAAUCUUCUUCUGUAUCUUCUUCUUCGUCGUCUUCGUCUGAAAUUACAGCUGUUAGAGGGGAUUGUGUUGUUGUUGCUGAUGUACACGAUCUUUAUGUCGAUGAAACUAGCCAUCUGGUGAAUGCCGACCAACCACAAUGUCGUAUAUGUUUCGAUAUUGGAGGAGAAGACUUGAUUGCACCAUGCAAUUGUAGAGGCACUCAAAAGUAUGUGCAUAGAUCAUGUCUUGAUCAUUGGAGGUCAACUAAAGAAGGUUUUGCUUUUUCUCACUGUACAGAGUGCAGGGUAGCGUUCCUAUUACGUGCUAAUGUUCCAGCUGACCGCUGGUGGUUGAGAUUGAAAUUUCAGUUCCUUGUUGCUAGGGACCAUGCAUUCAUUUUUAUCGUUGUUCAGCUGAUUGUGGCAUUGUUGGCGGUGCUGGUGUACAAAUUUUAUGGGGAGGAACUAAGAGAAAUGUUUGGUUAUGAUGAGCAUCCUUAUGGGUUUUAUAUUAUGGCUGGUUUAGCUAUUGUUUUGGUGGGUUUGCUCUACGGUUUCUUCAUAGCCAUAAUAUGUGGACAGAGGAUCAGUGAACGACACUACCAUGUUCUGGCCAAACAAGAACUAACGAAGGAAUAUGUGGUGGAGGACCGAGAAAAUAAUAAAAAUAUCCCGGAGCUUGAUCAGAGCCAUAUCACAGAGCUAAGAAUGUUAGGCCUUUAUUAAUGUGGAAGUAUGUGCAUUCUAUGGUUCUUUAUGGUCAUGAUUUCCCCAUACUAGGUGUCAUUUCAUAUGGCAUUGAGCGACAGUUUAUAAUUGGUCUUGUUCCCUCCAGAACUCGUAUAUCGAGCACCGCAUGUCAAAGUUUCCAUCAAACCGCACAGGCAUAAGGAGUAUAUUUUUUUUCACCAUCAAGUUAUCAAUGUUUGUUCUUAGAUAUCACUUUUAUAGAAACGAAAAGCUUAUAGAGUUACCCAAAAUCAUUUGUUUAUACCUUUUGUGCAUGAUGCCAUGUAAUCUUUGUUUAUUUUUUACAUAGAUGAAAUUAGAGAAAGCUGAAAUGCAUAAUUUUUUUUUUUUUUUGAAUGUUUACCAAAAUCUGUCUUUUUCUUCUUGUGUAACUUGUUGGUAUUUCUUAAUAAAUUUGUUUAGACUUAGAGCGCAAGCGAAAAGUCUUCUAGUAAGACGGACUUCUGUGUAGCUGUUGAAUCAUGGCAAGUCAUGUCAGUUAUUUAAGUCUUUUUUGAAGUAUAUUCAUUCAACGUAGAACUGAUAUACGGAUUUUAUAAAAUGAUUGUUCGAUUUAUUUUUGAAUUAUUGGUUACGAAUUAUGAUUAUGUCAUGUUAAUUUAUAUUUCUUUUUCUGUCAUAAGAGUUGGGAUUAAGGUGUAAAACCUAGUAUCACUCUGUUCAAUAAUUAUAAAUUUAUAAUCAUAUGGAAAAGGUUAUUCUUCUACGAAAUAUAUGCCUUUUCAUUUUAUUAUUAAAAGAAUAGAUAAGGAGAGUAUGAUAGAACAAAAAUAUUGAUUUUAAUAACACAGAUUUUUGAAAAGUAUUCAGACUUCCAAAAGAUUAAUUAAAUUGUUGAAAACCUCUUUUAAAUUAUCAAAAACCUCAUAAUAAACUGUUUGUAAUAAUUUUUGAAAAUAUUAGUAAUAUCCAUUAAAUUAAAUAGUUCUUUAGCAAAUGGAUGAUAAUAUAUAAUGAUACGAGAAAAUCUAGACUACAUCAGUGUUGACACCUUAUAUUGUUGAUGUGGUACCACAAAUCACUUGAUAGUUGAUUGAUGCCUAUUAAAUUUAUAUAAAAUAAAAACUAAAUCACUUUUUAACACAUUAACUCAGUUAAAAAGAAAUCAAGCUUUAAUAGAACACUUUAUACUGAUGACAAUAUUGCCGGAAUUUGAUAAAGUUUGGUCUCCAUCAGAACGGGCCGGAAUAUUGCCAGAAUCUCUCAACUAACUAUUAGAACCACGACGAAAGAGGUGACAAUAAUGAGUGAAUUUCAAAGUUUAGAAGUGUUGGUUCUCUCGUCAAAACAAUUUGAAUUUACCAUUGCCCGCCAAAACCACUGUAACUGUAAAUAACACUUGAGAAAUAUAAGGUCAGAUUAAGC
This is a messenger RNA of Pistacia vera, 2403 nucleotides long. RefSeq names its product E3 ubiquitin-protein ligase MARCH8. Gene Ontology annotation, molecular function: zinc ion binding. The record is from RefSeq and is a predicted model, not a curated record. Lineage: Eukaryota; Viridiplantae; Streptophyta; Magnoliopsida; Sapindales; Anacardiaceae. The transcript is spliced from 8 exons. Bases 220 to 1014 code for a protein of 264 amino acids.